CAGUUGUAUUGUUAGCUGAGAUCGUGGGGGUGCAACAGGAGCUAGGUUUAUCUGAGAAGCAUUAAUGCUCUUGUUGUUGUUGUUGAAGUCAAUAAGUAAGUUAUGGAUCCAUAUAUAUAAACACGUUGGAUGUUUGCCAAGCGAGCCAGCAGCCAACACGUCAUCUGCAGACCUGUAACGGACUGCUGUUCUAGAAGGCAUGAGUAACCAGGGAACCGAACCAACCGGCCUGACGUUUAAGAGGCUAAAUCUGAGCAAUCGCACUGCAAACAAUAAUAAUAAUCUUGAGGUGGAUUAUUAACAUGCAAAAGGGCUCAUUGGUGACAGAGCAGUGUGUGUGUGUGUUCAGACUGGUAACAGUUGUUUGUUUGUUAGUUAAUUGAUUUCAUCGUGUCAAUCUGAACCCACCAAAGGACUGAGAAACGAAUUCCAGUGAGCACCAAGGAGCAUUUUCAGUGAUUUGAUGACCAUGAGACGGAGCCCAAGGAGACCCCUGAUCCUCAGAAGAAGAAAGUUGCCGUUUCAGCAAAAUGAUCCGCCUGCAGCUGAAUCCCAAAGCCAAGCCGAAGCGCCGGGCUUCAAAGAGCCAUCGAAAUCGGUCGCCAGCCAGUGCUUCCCCGAUGGCAUCCGCAUCAUGGAUCACCCCUCCAUGUCUGACACACAGGUGGUUGUCAUCCCCAAAACGGCAGACCUUCAGAGUGUUAUUGGGGCCCUCACUGCCAAAGGCAAAGAGUGUGGCGUUCAGGGGCCAAACAAGUUCAUCCUCUUGAGUGGGAACGGCAGCCGUGACAAUGGGUCCUUUUGUCAGCCUGCCGCUGAAGGGGAUGACGUCACUGCAGUUGGACAGCCAGUGAAAGAAGAAUCGGUGGACAGCUCCCCAGAUGCUAAACCUCUCACUGGAAUUAAAGCAUUGAAUAAGGAGUUGGAGUGUGGUCCUUUGGAUGACAGCCUCACCAAUAUUCAGUGGCUGGGCAAAAUGAACACAUGCACCUUCGAAACAGAUGCUGCAAAGCAGAUGGCCGACAAGGAGAAUGUGAACUCCGAUUCGCAGGCGCAAAGUGCACUAAUCGAUGCAGAGGCCGUUCAGCAACCCAUGUCAGAGAGGCCGCCGUACUCCUACAUGGCCAUGAUCCAGUUUGCUAUCAACAGCCGGAAGAGCAGGAGGAUGACACUGAAGGAGAUUUACAUGUGGAUCGAGGACCACUUCCCUUACUUCAGAGAGGUGGCCAAACCAGGAUGGAAGAAUUCCAUCCGCCAUAAUCUUUCUCUACACGACAUGUUCAUCCGUGAGACGUCUCCAGACGGCAAAAUUUCUUUCUGGACCAUCCGCCCUGAGGCCAACCGAUGCCUCACUCUUGAUCAGGUGUACAAGCCUGGCUGUGACCCAAUGACUGCUCCUGUUCCGGUGCCGCAACUUUUAUUUCCCAACCAACAACAAAAGAGGAUGCUUCCUGAUUCGAGAAAAACGCCAACUAGCUCUGAGAGAAGGAUGAAACCUCUCCUCCCUCGAACCGACUCCUACUUGGUUCCCAUCCAGCUCCCCGUCACCUCCUCCGUCUUCCUGCCGUCCUCACUGGCCCAGUUUCCCCCGUCUUGCUCGCAGCAGAAACGGAACACUUCGCGAGGAGCCAAGAGAGUUCGGAUAGCCCCUAAGGUGACACAGAGUGACGUCCCAGCUGUGGUGGUGUUUCCCCAGAAGGACAAUAACGUCACGGUGAAGGAGGAGCAGGAAUGUGUCCCGAUUAAAUGCGAGACUCCCAAAGCUCCUCCGACGAGACAAGCCAGCAGCUCGCGACGCAAACAGCGCCUGGUUCACUCCGUUAACGAGGAGCCCGUCCUCCUCUGCCCCGAUAAUACCUUCUUCGACUCCGGCGUAGUCUCCGAUGCUUCAACCUUCCAGGAAAUGCGAGACACCGAGCUGGACGAGCACCAGCAGGAGCAGCGCAGCCCCGAUCGGGACUUCUCCUUCAAGACGCCCAUAAAGAGCAACAACCACCUGACCUCCUCCACCCCCAGCAAGCCUCCCUCUCACGUUGUACCCGAGCCCUGGAAGGUGACCCCCGUGGGCAAAGGGAGCCAGAGCGUCCUGGACUUCAGCCCCAUCCGCACGCCCGGCGGCCCCGCGGUCACGCCGCGCCACGACUACACCACCUUCAGCUUCAACAGCACCCCCUUUAAAGACUGGCCUCUGUUCAGCUCCCCGAGAGAGCUGCUCACGUCGGCCCCCGCCAGAGCGACGGGGCCGACGGACUCUCCCAUCGAAUGCCUCAGAAGCAGCUGCUCCAGGGAGCUGCUUCAGGCAGGAGGAGCCGCCGCGACGCCCGCCAACCGCUCCAUCACGGAGGGCCUGGUCCUGGACACGAUGAACGACAGCCUGAGCAAGAUACUGGUGGACAUUAGCUUCUCUGGUCUGGAUGAUGAGGACCUGGGUAUGGCCAAUCUCAGCUGGUCCGAAUUCCUCCCUCAGUUUAAGUAGCAGGAGGGACGAAACGCAACACAUUUCAGUCACAUCAAUGUUUCAUCUGUUUUCCAAAACACUAUAGGAGAAGAUGGGAAUAAUGACAGGGACACUUUUAUUUGAUAGAUGUUCCUCUCCACCUCUGGCUUUUUCAUUGGUUCCAUCACUCGUCAACUGCUUCUUUUGUCUUAUUCUCUUAUUUCUAUCCGUAAAGCUAUUCGCUGGUCCUGGUUUCUUUGAUCCCUUUUGUCAUAUCUGUCCUUGCUCUUGAAGGAGAAAUAUAUGCGUUCGUAUGUGUGUAUGUACACAUACACCGAUGUAUGUUCGAUUUGCACAUUUUUAAUAUAUAAUUUAGCUUUUGCGUUUGUGAAUGAAAAAGACAAUAUAUUACCAGCGAGAUGCUUCCGUAGCCGUUUUGGUGAAGGCGGCCUCCUGGAAUCGACUUUUUUUAGAUUGUGAGAUUGUUAGCAAUAAACAAUGGCAAAGUAAUACAAAUAGCACUAACAGCAACGGGGUUGUCUCUGUGCGUCACUCGUAGGACUGUCUUCACCUCUUGACUUUAUAAAUCCUGAUUGUUCAUUAUUUUUCCAUCAGUAGGCACUGUGCACCUGCAGACAGGGACACUUUGCAUGCAGUUACUCCUCAUGUCAACACCACAAUUGAAGGUAUUCUUUGGGGGGAAAAAAAUACUGAAUAUUUGGUGUCUAUCUAGCAGAUUUUAUACGUUUUCAGUAAAGAUGCAAAUGUAUUUUUCUGUAAGCACAAAAAGGAUGUAGGGAAAAGCUUCUUUUUUUUGUUGCAGCACCAUCUUUGGCGGGCAGAAUGGGAGAUAUUCCUGUUUUGAGAAAGGCCACAAAAUAAUGUAUGGCUUUAAUCAUUCCUUUUGGUUUGUUAGCAUGCGUGUUUGUAUGGGAGAGGUUUUGCAUUGCAGUGGAGUUGAUCUCGUCACAGUCGGCGCUGAUUGGCAUUCAAGAGUGAAAUGUUGUGGUUUCGAACAGUUUUCAAAGCGUGUGCCUUGUUCUGUUUUCUGAAGUUGGUGUUUCUAGGACUGUAUAAUAAAUGUGCUGGUGUCGGUGCCUCGGAGAGCAUGAAGGUUUGACUCGCUCUGCUCACAUUUAAAAAAAAAAUGUAAAUAAAAAGGGUUUAGACAACUUCACACAAACUGCAGUACAGUGAUGUGGAAUUCCCUGUACCUGUUUUUAUUUAUAUUUGAAUAAAGGUUGAAACCAA
Anoplopoma fimbria (sablefish) is the source of this 3688-nucleotide messenger RNA. It is a transcript of the gene foxm1, whose product is annotated as forkhead box M1. Bases 464 to 2476 code for a protein of 670 amino acids. The transcript is spliced from 9 exons. The record is from RefSeq and is a predicted model, not a curated record. Gene Ontology annotation, molecular function: sequence-specific DNA binding; DNA-binding transcription factor activity. Gene Ontology annotation, biological process: regulation of DNA-templated transcription; G2/M transition of mitotic cell cycle. Lineage: Eukaryota; Metazoa; Chordata; Actinopteri; Perciformes; Anoplopomatidae.